This is a messenger RNA of Penicillium coprophilum, 1221 nucleotides long. RefSeq names its product putative endo-1,3(4)-beta-glucanase. The record is from RefSeq and is a predicted model, not a curated record. Bases 1 to 1221 code for a protein of 406 amino acids. NCBI's taxonomy places the organism in Eukaryota, Fungi, Ascomycota, Eurotiomycetes, Eurotiales, Aspergillaceae. The transcript has a single exon.
AUGAGCUCUGACGAUGCCUCGCCUCAGGCAGGCCAGACAUAUGAUAACGCUUCCUCACCCUCUACCCGCAAACCUGGGCUCGCGAAACAUAACCUCCAACUCCGGCAAGAGUCAAUUGUGAGGCCUGAUAUUUUCACAUUGUGUUUUGGAUUUUUCGGCACAGGCGCCUGGAAACAAAAGGUCGCCCAAACAGUGACCGAGCGAGUGGAGAACCACUACGUGCUGACACAACGACCACCAACCCAAGAUGAACUCGAUGCAAUGGUGGAGCAUGGAACGCGAUGCCUGUACCACGCGCGGACGGGUUUACCCAUAAGCUCAUUCCUCGGAACAGCACUUCUCUACAGCCAAGCACGCAAGUCGCCGCUCUUCCCGCGCAACCCCACACCAGCUGCACUCUUUAAUACAGUGCGCACCAUGGCUAGCGAUGCGAGCCUCAGAGGGAACAUCGGAUCAGCGGCAUUCAAAAUGGUCUUCAUUAUUACUCUUGGCAGCAUGGCAUCGAGCGCUUAUGCGGUUUCACAAGAUGCCAUGCACAUGUUGACGGACCCACGACUGAAGCAGUUUGUCGAGGACGUGCGCAAAGCGAAACCAGAAGAUGUGCGCAAGCGUAAGAUUGAGGCCGCCCAUGCGCGUCUCCGCGGCAUGCGCAAUGGUGAGCAAGAUAUUGGAUCCCAGAUCAUCGGCACACCUGCUGGAUAUACAGGCGACAACGGGUACGAACAGGAGCAGACGUCUUAUGAUUCUCCGGCCCAGCCGAAUUCUUAUUCUGAAUACGUGAGCUCCAAUGAUACCCAGGGGAGCUCUCAGUCUGCUUCAUAUGAGUCGUCUACACCGAAUAUGAAUGCUGGCGCAAUCUGGGCACGCGGCAGGGGUACUCAACCUGAGUCAAAUUCGGCUUUGGAUUUUAUGGAUGAGGACGAUGCCAGCCCUACGGCGGUGGAAUACCGGGAUACAAACAUCGAUGGUUCUUCUAAUGGCAGUGCUUGGGACCGGAUUAGACGACAGAAUGCGGGAGCACGCGCCCAGCCUCGACAGCAGCCCGGCAUGUCACAGGCUACUAUGAACCCUUACUCUGUCGGGUUUGGCCAGAGUGAUCAAGAAAAGUACGACUCCAACCAAAAGUCUGAGAGAGAUCAAGCACAGGCAGAGUUUGAUCGGAUGAUUGAGGCCGAGAGGAACGCUGGCAGCGAAGGAUCACCUCGAAACAGAGGCUGGUGA